This is a messenger RNA of Anolis carolinensis (green anole), 1753 nucleotides long. RefSeq names its product solute carrier family 30 member 2 (gene slc30a2). The coding region runs from base 405 to 1505 and encodes 366 amino acids. Gene Ontology annotation, cellular component: plasma membrane. The transcript has 8 exons. Gene Ontology annotation, molecular function: zinc ion transmembrane transporter activity. The record is from RefSeq and is a predicted model, not a curated record. Gene Ontology annotation, biological process: response to zinc ion; zinc ion transmembrane transport. Lineage: Eukaryota; Metazoa; Chordata; Lepidosauria; Squamata; Anolidae.
GAAGACUUUGGCAGACUUUUGCCGAGGGGGAGCUGGGACAUUCUUUCCAAGGUGGGAAGGCAGAGGAAGCCUGGAGGUGUCUGGAGGGAACGGAGGAGCUCCCAACCACGCCUGGGGAGACGGCGGAGGAGGCUCCGUGCCGGGCAAGGACGGGUCUCUCCUGGGCCUUGCUGGGCGUCCUUGGCGGGUUUGCAGCCGGUCCGCGUCUCCUUCGCUCCUUCGCUCCUUCUUCCCUGGGCCGCCCCCCGGCCUUUGCGCACGCUCUCGGCGGCGUCUCCACCCGGGCUGCUCUCCCUCCGGGCGCAGAGCGGGAUAAGAGGCGGCAGCUGCGGGGAAACGGCCUUUCCUCCCGGACGGAGCUCGGGCGGCCCAGGGCGGAGCGACACCACACCUGCGGGGCCGCGAUGGAGAAGAGCCGCCUCCUCCACGGGAUGCAGGGCAGGUCUUAUCUGGGGAUCUCUGGGAAGAAUGGCAACGGGGCCGUGGUGGGCUACGUUCCGGACCUCAGUGCCAUCGAGCUGGGCCUGAAGGGGAACCAGCACUGCCACUCCAGCUGGGCCGCCAGCAACGGCUAUGACGCAGAGAAAGAGAGGGCUCGGCGGAAGUUGUAUCUCGCCUCGGUCAUCUGCUUAGUCUUCAUGACCGGGGAAGUUGUGGGAGGAUACAUUGCUCAUAGUCUGGCCAUUAUGACGGAUGCUGCCCAUCUCCUCACCGACUUUGCCAGCAUGAUGAUCAGCCUUUUCUCGCUCUGGAUGUCCUCUCGUCCUCCCACCAAAACCAUGAAUUUUGGCUGGCAUCGUGCAGAGAUUUUGGGAGCCCUCUUGUCUGUGCUGUCCAUCUGGGUGGUGACGGGCGUCUUGGUCUACUUGGCGGUGCAACGGCUCCUCUCGGGCGACUACGAGAUCGAAGGCAACGCCAUGCUCAUCACCUCCGGUUGUGCUGUGGUGGUGAACAUCAUAAUGGGAAUCUCCCUCCACCAGUCGGGACACGGUCCCGGCCAUCACAGCCACGGGGAGGGCAGGCAGAACACCAGCGUCCGAGCCGCCUUCAUCCACGUGGUCGGGGACCUUCUGCAGAGCAUUGGGGUCCUGGUCGCAGCCUACGUCAUUUAUUUCAAACCAGAAUACAAAUACGUGGAUCCCAUCUGCACCUUCCUCUUUUCCAUCCUGGUCCUCGGAACCACGUUGAGCAUCCUCCGAGACGUUGUCCUGGUGCUCAUGGAAGGAACCCCCAAAGGAGUGGAUUUCAACCACGUGAAGAUGACGCUGUUGUCCAUCAACGGGGUGAAAGCCCUCCACAGCCUCCAUAUCUGGGCCCUCACCGUGUCUCAGCCUGUCCUCUCCGUCCACAUCGCCAUCAACGAAGACGCGGACGCGCAGACGGUGCUGAAGGAAGCCAGUUCCCGGCUGCAGCGAGCCUUCAAUUUCCACACCAUGACCAUCCAGAUCGAGAACUACUCCGAGGACAUGAAGGACUGCCGGGCCUGCCAGAGCCCCUCCGACUGAGCCUUGCCGCCAACAACCCGUCCUUUUCGGAGCUGCUACCUCGGAGGUUCUUUCUGACUUUGGGACCAAUCGUGUCCAAAACCGACUCGCUCAACUUGCAACAAACCUGUCCCUGGUUUGUUUGGGAGCCGAGCAAAGAGACACUUUCCCUUUCCCGUCCUCUUGUAGUCUUUUCCUCCUUCGGUUCCUUUUGUGCCUUUGUCCGUCCUUCUCUCUUUUUCUAUAAAAUUUAAGAAGCUAAAAUGAAA